This is a messenger RNA of Lycium barbarum (goji berry), 719 nucleotides long. RefSeq lists its product as uncharacterized. The record is from RefSeq and is a predicted model, not a curated record. Gene Ontology annotation, molecular function: zinc ion binding; nucleic acid binding. Lineage: Eukaryota; Viridiplantae; Streptophyta; Magnoliopsida; Solanales; Solanaceae. The coding region runs from base 95 to 466 and encodes 123 amino acids. The transcript has 2 exons.
UACCGGCAGGAGAUCUGAGGGUGUCGGAUAUUCAGGGGCAGGCCCGAGCUCCAGGGCUUCAGGUUCACAGUUGAACAGAGGUUCCAGCAGUCAGAUGAGGCCACCCAGACCUUUGUGUUCCUACUGUGGGAGACAGCACCCGGGAGAGUGUUUCCGAGCUACGGGUGCAUGCUUUGUGUGCGGCCGUCAGGGCCAUCAGAUGAGAGACUGUCCGGCUAGAGGUGGUACAGGCAGUUCAGCUCAGUCUACCGGGUCAGCCGGUGGUUCAUCUUCAGCCUCGGUGGCGAUGCGCCCUGCGGGGCGAGGUACUCCAGCACCAGCAGGCCGCGGCAGGGGUCGUGGCGGAGCUUCGGGUUCUAGCGGUCCUUCGAACCGCAUUUAUGCCUUAGCCAGCAGACAGGACCAGGAGGCUUCGCCUAAUGUCGUCACAGGUACAGACGCACAGCCUGGUGAUCCACCUGUUUAGGACACCCUUUCUGCUAUUCGGAGUGCUCCUCUCUUUCCGGAGCUUAUACUUUUGGUAUAUAUAUUUAUUAGUGCAUUUGUAUAUAUUCGUUCAUGGGUACGGCGGGGCCCUGUCCCGUCAUAUGAUUCUGUCGGUCUGUUUAGAGGUCUGUGGACAUGUUUGUGGGUUAGGGUCUUUUCUGUAUGAAUGUAUGUACAUGUCGUUUGGGCGAUCACAUACGCCGAGGCGGCCGGUCCGCAUAUGUUGUUUGGGC